AUGUUCGCUCUGAGCACAAACAUCUUUGGAGUGCUUAUACUGGUCGUGUUUACGGGACGCCCACCAUUCGUAGAGGCUGAUGAAGAGGGUCGGCUGAUCACAAAAUGGGCGUCGGAAUGCCAUUCCGCGGGGGAUUUGGCCAGCCUCAACCACCCCACCAUGGACGCCCCUGCGGAUGCAGUGCUGCGUGUGGCUCAACUCGCCCUCUCCUGCACUACGGAGCGCACUGCAACCCGCCCCAGCAUGGCACACGUUGCCAACGAGCUGCAGGCCAUCCGGGAGGAGUGGGUGGGGAAAGAGGAGCUGAGUGUGGCUGUCAAGGUGGAUGCGCAGGUGCAGGAGAAGGAGGUUGUUGCCAGUGCGCUAAGCCUCGACGAACAACUUCAGAUUCUUGAUGACAAGUUGGUUGAAGGAUAA
Messenger RNA from Closterium sp. Yama58-4, 417 nucleotides. The record is from the annotation of a GenBank genome assembly. NCBI's taxonomy places the organism in Eukaryota, Viridiplantae, Streptophyta, Zygnematophyceae, Desmidiales, Closteriaceae.